Molecule: messenger RNA, 4810 nt
Organism: Chinchilla lanigera (long-tailed chinchilla)
Lineage: Eukaryota; Metazoa; Chordata; Mammalia; Rodentia; Chinchillidae
Gene: Grb10
Product: growth factor receptor-bound protein 10
Biological process (GO): negative regulation of Wnt signaling pathway; negative regulation of insulin receptor signaling pathway; insulin receptor signaling pathway
Molecular function (GO): insulin receptor binding
Source: RefSeq, a predicted model, not a curated record
GCCGGGAGCGCGGCGCCGCCAACUUUCGGCCGCUCGGCGCGGCGUGGGGUCCCGGAGUCGGUCACAAAGUUGGGGAGCCGCAGCUUCGGAGCUGACGGUGACGCUGAGAGCGACAGUCGCCCAGUGACCGGGGCCUCCGAGCCGACCCUGAGCGGGUCUCGCUGAGUCACUGAGUUGCCCCAGCUGAGCUCCAACUCGCUACCUGCCUGCCUCAGCCUCCCAGAGUGCUGGGAUAACGGACAUAUGCUACCACGUGCAGCUAGAAAUUACCAAUUAAUGCCACAGUCACUGGACAAAGUGGAGCCUGCGCCCCAGAGUCCCGGAGACCUGGUGCCGCCUCGCCUCCCAGUGAAGAAGUCCAAACAACGCCCAGGGAUGGAGAGGAGCACGCCAGCAGCGCCGCGCUCAGGGCUCUUUCUCUGUUGGCCACACGCUGCGUGCGGAGGAAGAAAAGCAGCCGACCAGAGUGCGCUGAGCAGCGAAGAUAAUGAUGUGGACUUCGACAAGCUGGUGGAUGACAUGAAAGCAUCCCUGUACAUGGCCUCCAACAUGCAUUCGGACACCGUGCCGCUCCUGCAGAACGGCCAGCCGCACGCCUGCAGCCAGCCGCGUGCUCCCAGCCCGAAGCCUCUGCCGCCUCCGAUCCCCAGCCCAAGGCCUCUGCAGCCCACCCCGGCCCCCAUCCCUGUCCUGAGGCCUCUGCCUCCACCCACCCCUGUCCCGAGGUCUCUGCCACCUCUGCACCCUCCACCGCCACCCCCGAAGCCUCCGCAGCAGCCCCUGUCACCCCGGCUGUGGGUGCAGCGCUCCCAACCGGUGCACAUCCUCCCAGUCAGGCGCCUUCAGGAGGAGGACCAGCAGUUCCGAACCUCGUCCCUGCCGGCCAUCCCCAACCCGUUCCCCGAGCUUGGCAGGACUGCCAGCCCCCCUAACCCUCCUGUGCUCCCGCCGGGCUCCCUCCUUUCAAACCAUCCCCCCGCGAGGCAGAAUAUUAAGAUCUUUACCGAAGAUGGGUCUGGCAAAGUGAUCGAGAUCCUAACCGACAUGACGGCCAGGGACCUGUGCCAGCUGCUGGUGCACCGGAGUCACUGUGUGGAUGACCACAGCUGGACAAUAGUGGAGCACCACCCGCACCUGGGAUUAGAAAGGUGCUUGGAAGACCAUGAGCUGGUGGUGCAGGUGGAGGGCACCAUGGCAAGUGAGAGCAAAUUCUUGUUCAGGAAGUACUAUGCGAAGUACGAGUUCUUUAAGAAUCCGAUGAACUUCUUCCCAGACCAGAUGGUCACUUGGUGCCAGCAGUCCAACGGAGGUCAGACCCAGCUGUUACAGAACUUCCUGAAUGCCAAUAGCUGUCCUGAAAUCCAAGGCUACCUGUACGUGAAGGACCUGGGGAGGAAGUCGUGGAAGAGAAUGUACAUGUGCUUGCGGAGGUCGGGCCUCUACUUCUCCACCAAAGGGACCUCCAAGGAACCCAGGCACCUGCAGCUGCUGGCUGACCUGGAUGACAGCACCGUGUACUUCGUCAUCUCCGGGAAGAAGCAGUACAAUGCCCCCACGGACCACGGGAUCUGCAUCAAGCCGAACAAGGUCAAGAAUGAAACCAAGGAGCUGAGAAUGCUGUGUGCUGAGGACGAGCAGGGCCGUGCGUGCUGGAUGACGGCCUUCAGGCUCCUCAAGUACGGAAUGCUCCUCUACCAGAACUACUGCGUCCCUUUGGAGAGGAAAGCUGUGCUCACUCCCUUCUCCACACCGGUGCGCAGUGUCUCUGAGAACUCCCUGGUGGCGAUGGAUUUUUCUGGGCAGACCGGAAGAGUGAUAGAUAACCCGGCCGAAGCCCAGAGUGCCGCCCUGGAAGAGGGCCAUGCCUGGCGGAAGCGGAGUGCGCGCAUCAAUAUCGUGGGAAGCCAAAGUCCCCUUCACCCUUGUACCCUGAGCACAGUGAUUCACAGGACUCAGCACUGGUUCCACGGCAGGAUCACCAGGGAGGAAUCACACAGGAUCAUCAGGCAGCAGGGUCUUGUGGACGGGCUGUUUCUCCUCCGUGACAGUCAGAGUAACCCAAAGGCCUUUGUCCUCACACUGUGUCAUCACCAGAAGAUUAAAAAUUUCCAGAUCUUACCUUACGAGGAGGAGGGGCAGAUCUUCUUCACCCUGGACGACGGGAACACCAGGUUCUCCGACCUGAUCCAGCUGGUCGACUUCUACCAGCUCAACAAGGGUGUGCUGCCUUGCAGACUGAAACAUCACUGCAUCCGCGUGGCCUUAUGACCUCAGACGCCUGCCCGGCGACACCGCAGGAAGCCAACACUGGACGGAGGAGAGGAGGACCCCCCCACCCCACACCUCAGAACUUGCGCGGCGACACACAUUCAUGCAGUGCCAAUGACCAAGAGCGACUAGUUUGAGGGACUUCCCGGCGACUUGCUGGCUGUGGACCCCGAGGCCCCCCUGCACCCGGCUGGGCCAGGGAAGGCUCCAGGGGUCCCCUGCAAGCCCGGAAGAAACUGGAAUGAGCGUCUUGGCUGGGCCCCUUCGGAAGGAGAGGAGCGGAGGAAGCGGAAGCGAACUCUUGCCCUGGGAUAAUCUUGACAAUUAAAACUGCUAUGUUUACUUUUUGUAUCGAUCACUUUUGCACUCCUCAUGUUGUCGACAUUGUACUCAGCCUAUGGUAGGAGGGGUUGUGGCUAUUGGACGCGUGUGAGACAGAAAGCUUUUCUGAUUGGCAGACUUCAGGCUGGAAAGGGUCCCCGGAGGUCCCCAGGGAGUGGCCCACACCCCUGCAGGUUGUCACUGUGUGAAUUCGGCUCCCAAAUUGCAAACCACCCCCUGCCCUUCCCAGUAUACUUGAAAAGCUUUUUUUUUUGAUAAAAGGUGUCCGCUGUGGUCAGCACCCGGUCCUUUCCGUGGCACAGUCUCGCUGCCACGGUCUUGCUCGUUACCGUGUGCAGACGUCGGUCCUUUUGUCAUUUGGUGUCUAAUUCUUUGUGGCGCUGGAGACAUCACCAUGUUGGGAAAAUCGUGGUCCCCACACAGCCCAGCGCAGGACCUACUGCUAGCGGGUGCAGGCCCAGCCCCAUGUAUCCGUGGCCCCUGCAGUGAUCCUCAUCAUCUUGUGAGUAUCUCUUCAGGGGCUCAAGGAUCUGAAAAGAAACCGGCACCUGGUUGGCUAGGUGCUGCAUCCUGUGGGUUGCCGUGGUAACAAAGGCCCGGAAACAUGGCCCCAGGGCACAGGACCCGGCUGCCACUUAAAGGCCUCUGCUUUGCCGCCCCUGCGUCACAGCCAGCGGCUCCUCCUCCGCACGCUUUGGCUCAUGGGCGCCGAGCAUGGGUUGAGGACUCCAGGGAUCCUUUGUCGUGUCCCCUUAGCUGAGUCGCCAGGUAUAAGGGUGACUGACAGGACCCCUUGCACAAGCAGAUGACUACUGUGCCAGGCAGAUCUCUGUCCUUCCCCGAGGCCACUCCCGACCGGCUCCUGUGACAGCCAGCACUGGAUUGCCCAACUCCACCCCGACCUCCCCAGCCGCUCCUCCCCGUGCCCUCCUGGUGAUGGUGACGUGCGUAGUUCAGGACCGGUGACAGACCAGCCGCCAGUGAGUCUGGUGUAGAAACACUGUAUCUUAGUUUACAGCCCACACUCCAGUUAUGUCCGUGAAACGUCUACCUAUGCGAGUGAAGAAUUCUUUUUGCAAAACGUGCUUUUGACCAUCUGUACUCGAUGGCAUUUUCUUCCCUUCGCAGCCAGUUAACCAUCCCAACUGUUGACUCUGAGCUCAUCCUCAAGUCAGUGCCUGGUAGCGUUUGUACCUCCACCAGUCUGUGUGUGUUAGGGAUGGGGAUGUCACUGCUGCCAUUAUACCCUUUUUCACUGGAUGGAGGUAAAAUCUUUAAAAAACAACAAAAAAAAAAGCAAUUCUUGGAGAUUGUUUUUCUGUUUACGUAGACCAGUCUCCGCAGUGCAUAGCCUUUCACACCAACGCGCUAGACCGCCAGGACGUGCAGUAUUAGUCUUGAGUAUGCGUUUUAUUUACAAGGUGGAUGGUAGUUUGACUCUGAUUUAUGGCUUUGUGUGUAGGUGAUUGAUUUAGUCUUUUGUACCCCAGCCGAAGUGAUGUCCCACACCCCGUGCUUGCCUGGCCGCCUUGCACGGGUGGCCAGGGAUUCCCCGUGACAACAGCUUGUCCCUGGGGCUGUGGGCGUCCAGCCCCCUGGCAGGGACGGGCGGACAUUUGACUUUUAUUUUUGUAUUUUAUUGACAUGAAUGUAAAGGGGACAGCUCAGGGUUGUUUUGGAGCCUGUUGACUUUUGAAUCUCUGCCUGUGCUUUUUCUAAACGAAAACUCCAUGUAGCAACCUGGAUUAAGUUGAGAGAGAAAACGCCAAAUGUUAUGGGUGUUAGCGGCUCGUAGGGAAGCCCCGUCAAUAGGUGUUAGAAUUCCAGAACGUGUUUUUGUUCGCUAAACUUUGAAGAAACAUGUGCCUCAGCCUAGCUGUUUUGUCUUCUCCUUUCUGCACUCAACACCUGACCAUCUGACCGACCACUGGGCCUGCGUGGGGUGGACGAGCUCAUCGUAGAUUUGUGAUGUCGUAGUGCGAGCUACAGUGACCAUCAGUGGCCUGACAUGUUUUCAGGGAAUGCAGAAGGCGUUGAUUCUGAGACAAAACCUUUAAUCAUGUGCUUUGCUUCAUUCUGUACAUAGCUCUUUGGCUCGUGAACCUAAUCGUAAACUUUCAGGUAUUUUUGUACAAUUAAGGGACUGAUGUUUUGUUUCUUGUAAUUGGAAAUAAACAUGAAUACGGUGUUCUUCAUUUUC